This is a messenger RNA of Nematocida minor, 186 nucleotides long. RefSeq lists its product as uncharacterized. The coding region runs from base 1 to 186 and encodes 61 amino acids. Lineage: Eukaryota; Fungi; Microsporidia. The transcript has a single exon. The record is from RefSeq and is a predicted model, not a curated record.
AUGGAGCAGUCUUACUUUGAGAACUUAUUCGCUUUUAUGAAAAAGCCCUCUUCGGUGGCUGAUAUAUCCGGUAGCUUUACAGACGCUGACUGGGCAGUGGACUGGGACACUCCUGCUAAGAAUAUUCCUUCUUUGGGCAAGGAGUUGGAGACGUUUUCUGAAAUUUAUAAAAGACUUUCUUUUUAA